Messenger RNA from Iphiclides podalirius (scarce swallowtail), 285 nucleotides. The record is from the annotation of a GenBank genome assembly. NCBI's taxonomy places the organism in Eukaryota, Metazoa, Arthropoda, Insecta, Lepidoptera, Papilionidae.
AUGAUGGAACGUAGAUUUUAUCCAGCAAGUGCAGAUAUGUUACUGGCUGCUUUCCAGUACUUCGAUAAAGAAGGCCGUGGAUACUUGACCAAAGAGAGAUUCACCCAGUUGAUGCUUGAAGAAGGCGAACCGUUCACACAGGAGGAGUUUGAUGAGAUGAUGCAGACCGCUUUAGACCCCGUCACAAAUACAAUCACUUACGAAUACUACAUUAAUCAGCUGAUGAUGCUGGAGCUUGGCGCGUUAAGUAACCUAACCGAAAACACGAAUUACAAGACGAAUACA